Enhydra lutris kenyoni (northern sea otter) is the source of this 2629-nucleotide messenger RNA. Its product is annotated as zinc finger MYND-type containing 10. The transcript has 12 exons. NCBI's taxonomy places the organism in Eukaryota, Metazoa, Chordata, Mammalia, Carnivora, Mustelidae. Gene Ontology annotation, biological process: inner dynein arm assembly; outer dynein arm assembly; motile cilium assembly. Gene Ontology annotation, cellular component: cytoplasm; centriolar satellite. The record is from RefSeq and is a predicted model, not a curated record. Bases 1023 to 2342 code for a protein of 439 amino acids.
AGUGCGCCAUCUGGUGGGCAGGAAUGACAAUGCACAAGUAAAAGUGCCCGCUAAUUAUUAAUUGAAAUGAACAGUCAAAAAAACAAUCAGGAAGCUGUCAUGAAGAAUGAGUUGGGGAUGGGAGCUGGGGUUGUUCUGGAUUAAAUGGGCAAGGAAGGCCUCGCUGAAGUGACUUUCAACUGAGACUUGAAGGAGGAAAAGUAUUCCAGGCAGAGGGAACAGGUGUAGAAGCCCUGAAGCAAAAACAGCUUUAGGAUGCAUGAGGAAGCCAAGAGAGGCCCCAGGGGCUGCAACAUAGGCAAUGGGGAGAGGGGCAAGAAAAGAAGUCCCGAGGUACUGAGGGAGCAAGAGCUUGAUACUGCAGAGUUCCUGGUAAGCUGCUUUGGACAUACUAUUUCAAAGGCUAGAGGCAGCCAUAGAGUCACCCAGAAAAAGACGACAGCAGUUACCUCGUGAGAGGUUGAUGGCAGUCUGCUAAGCUAGGAUGGAGACAAGUGGGCCCUGCGCAGUACUUUGUGGGGGUAGAAGCAACAGGUGGAGCUGGAUGUGAGACAUAGGACGAGGAAGCCACGGAGAGGAGCAUCCGCGCGGCCGAGGUGGAUCCGCGGCUGAAAGAACUGGAGGGGGCAGAGUGACCCUAUCCCUGUGCGGGUCGAUCUGACGUCCGAGGAGAGAACCUAGGCCACAGGAGUCUGGCACUCAGGGCAGACCCAGGAGCUGCAGUCAAAGGUGAGGGGUAAAGUUCUGGGAGUCCAAAGAGGGUCGAGACCAGCUGCCGGGAGGGCGAGGCGGCCGGGGGCGUGGCCGGAGCCUGUGCAGGCGGCACUGCGCAGGCGCCGAGCUGACCGUUUCCAUGACGGCGAGUACCCAAGCGUCUCAACCGCUCCGCAACGGCUGUGUCCAAGACCUGGACCCCGCGGGAGACGUUCGUCCCCGAGAGUUUCAGCACUCGCCCCUCAGCGCCGGCUGCUGUCCGGGGUCAGCUGAACCCCCCCUUCCCGCUCGCUCUCUGCGGCCACAACAUGGGCGACCUGGAGCUGCUGCUGCCAGGGGAGGCUGAAGUGCUGGUGCGGGGGCUGCGCAGCUUCCCGCCGCGCGAGAUGGGCUCCGGAGGGUGGAACCAGCAGCAUGAGAAUCUGGAGAAGCUGAACAUGCAGGCUAUCCUUGAUGCUACAGCCAGCCAGGGGGAGCCCAUCCAGGAGCUGCUGGUCACCCAUGGGAAGAUCCCAACGUUGGUGGAGGAGCUGAUUGCAGUGGAGAUGUGGAAGCAGAAGGUGUUCCCUGUGCUGUGCAGGCUGGAGGACUUCAAGCCCCAGAACACUUUUCCCAUAUACAUGGUGGUACACCAUGAGGCCUCCAUUGUCAACCUUCUGGAGACCGUGUUCUUCCACAAGGAGGUGUGUGAGUCAGCAGAAGACACUGUCUUGGACCUGGUAGACUACUGCCACCGAAAAUUGACUCUGUUGGUGGCCCGGAGUGGCUGUGGUGGCCCUCCUGAGGAGGAGUCCCAGUACAGCACCCCAAUACAGGAGCUGCAGAAGCAGGCCGAGCUGAUGGAGUUUGAGAUCGCAUUGAAGGCCCUCUCAGUGCUGCGCUACAUCACAGACUGUGUGGACAGCCUUUCCUUGAGCACCUUGAACCGCAUGCUCAGUACCCACAACUUGCCCUGCCUCCUGGUGGAACUGCUGGAACACAGUCCCUGGAGCCGCCAGGAAGGAGGCAAGCUGCAGCACUUUGAGGGAGGCCGUUGGCAGACAGUGGCCCCCUCAGAGCAGCAAAAGCUGAGCAAGUUGGAUGGGCAGGUGUGGAUCGCUCUGUACAACCUGCUACUAAGCCCUGAAGCCCGGGCCCGCUACCACCUCACCAGCUUUGCCAAGGGCCAGCUACUCAAGCUUCGGGCCUUCCUCACGGACACACUGCUCGACCAGCUGCCCAACCUGGCAGACCUGCAGGGCUUCCUCGCCCACCUGGCCCUGGCUGAAACCCAGCCCCCUAAGAAGGACCUGGUGUUGGAACAGAUCCCAGAAAUCUGGGAGCGGCUGGAGAGAGAGAACAGAGGGAAGUGGCGGGCUAUUGCCAAGCACCAGCUGAGGCACACAUUCAGCCCCUCGGAGCAGGACCUGCGGCUGCAGGCACAAAGAUGGGCUGAGACUUACAGGCUGGACAUCCUGGAGGCAGUAACCCCAGAGCGGCCCCACUGUGCCUACUGCAGUGCAGAAGCCUCCAAACGCUGCUCACGGUGCCAGAGUGAAUGGUAUUGUUGCAGGGAGUGCCAGGUCAAGCACUGGGAGAAGCAUGGAAAGGCUUGUGUCCCGGCAGUCCAAGGUGACAGAGCCAAGUGAAGGCUGCAGCUGCUAAAGGCCAGCCACCCGUACAGCCCACCCAAGAGUGUGCCCUUGAACCUCAGGAUCUCAGCCUAGCCUCUGCCAGAGCCCCAGCCUCCAAGGUGGUGAGCGCAGCGAGCACAGACCCAUCUUACCCAGCAAAGCGCUCCCCACUUCCUGCCCUACCCAGCGGGUAGGCUAAGGGCGCUGCCUCAGCGAGCUGGAGCAGGAGGGCGGGGGCAAAGACAAGGGCCGGAUGUGGGGACCCUGUUCCUCUAGCACAGUAAAGCUGGCCUCUAGAAACA